Messenger RNA from Penicillium vulpinum, 2208 nucleotides. Its product is annotated as transcription factor TFIIIC subunit TFC6. Gene Ontology annotation, molecular function: protein binding. The record is from RefSeq and is a predicted model, not a curated record. The coding region runs from base 1 to 2208 and encodes 735 amino acids. The transcript has 2 exons. Lineage: Eukaryota; Fungi; Ascomycota; Eurotiomycetes; Eurotiales; Aspergillaceae. Gene Ontology annotation, cellular component: transcription factor TFIIIC complex. Gene Ontology annotation, biological process: transcription by RNA polymerase III.
AUGUCUUCCGGCCGCAGGUCUGGACGCCUCAAAGGUCCCAGGGCAGUAUACAUCGAUGAUCCAUUCAAGGCAGCUGGGAUCAGUGACGACGAGGACUCCAUCAAGCAGGAAGACCCUGCCAAGGGGAAGAAGAAGCGCGGUGGGACAGAAGAUUCAGCCUCAGAAGAUGAAUUUGUCGCCGGCUCAGGCGAAGAAGCCGGCGACGUAAUGGAUGAAGAAGAGGAGCCUGAAGAAGAACCAGAAGAUGAAUUUGUAUCAGAAGCUGAUGUCUCUGACCCCGAAGAAAUGGAGAUCGACGGCAUCAGGAACACUCCUAGGAAAGGCCAUGCAGAGCGUUCGAUGUCAUACCAACACGAUUUGAACUUCAAGAAGCGAAGAGCCGAUGGUACAGUUGUGCCAUCCGCUGAUGAGACACACAUUCGUGGCAUCAUCGAGCCCAGAGAUCAUUUGUCUAAAAUCACCUAUUACAAUCUCACUUUCGGCUCAGACGAUCGAGAUCUGAUGCCAGCCGUCCACUUCCGAAUGCGAUGGAACAAGGGCUUGGAUGCUGUAUUUCCAUCUCGUUUCAUCUUGGAGGAGAUAGAGAAGAAGCCUGAAUAUCUGUACGGACCCACAUUUGGGGUUCACCCGGAUGAUGCUACGAAAGAAAGCACCUAUGGCUGGGACUGGUACUAUGACCAGGGCACUGGCGAGAGGUUCCGCAAGAGACAGCGCAUUGAGACUAUUGAGGAGUCAAUGGCGUCCCAAAAAUACCUGCCUCAACCAGAUACGCGAAAACAUGGCAUUUUACUGGGACCGCAUGAUAAUCAACGACUUUUCGAGCUGGGCUAUCAUGAGUCUUUUGACUUUGGAAAAGCUUGGGAGGCAUCAGGCGCCAGAACAGGCGAAUCAAAAACUGGGACCAAAAGAAUUCGGGAAGGUUGGAUAUUAAACAUCGGUCGAAAGGCACAUUGUAUGACUUGGGCCCCAAACCAGAAUGGUCUGAGCCAGUAUCUUGCUGUGGCCGCGCCAAUCACAGAAAAUCAGAAAAACCAGUACAAAUCCGAAGAUAGUGAGCCUAUCUCAUCGUUUCAACCUUCAGAGCCAUUCCCCAGCGCUCUGCAGAUUUGGGAAUUCAAAGGCAAACCGAGCGAGACUCCUUCAAUGACUCUUGAUAUGAACUCAAAACCCCGGCUUCGACAAGUCUUGUGUGCUGACUGGGGGGACCUGAGACGCAUGGUAUGGUGUACUUUGCCACGGACCAAACGAGCAGAAGACGCAGAAGAAGAAAAAGAAUCCAUUGGUUUACUCGCAACAGUUUGGGGGGAUGGAUAUGUCAGAGUUCUGGAUAUCAAAAUCGAUGGAGGGUCACAAGAAACAGAAUUUCUCAAAAUCAAAUCGCCUGCGUUUGAGGCAAGACCCCCAUCGACGGUUUGCACAUGUGUCAGUUGGCUUUCCCCCAGUGAUCUUGUAGUGGGCUGCGGCAAUGGCUUUGUGGCUGUCUGGAACAUCGGACCUUCCUCUGCGCCUGACCCUCCACCUUACUUCUAUCGGCCAAUCCAUGCCACCUACAUACUCGAUAUCACAUCGGCAUACCCAGUCCAUCCCCAACUAAUCAUCACUGUUUCGAUGGAUGGCGAAACAAGAAUGUGGUCCGUCCUCGAUUCUACCGGUGAAAUGGCCUCGACAGGCCGCAUGCGAAGUGCUUCUCCCCACAUCGGCUAUUCUCCCAUCUGCCAGUCGGUUGUUGCCGGGGAUGAAAACGAAUUCGCUCGCAUAAUUCCAGUUCGACGAUUUUUUACCACCACCACUAUUGCGCGGCUCAGCAGUACCAUCACGGCCAUGGCGCAAUGCAGUAUCCAUCACCCCUGUGCCCUGUUUGGCAGUUCUGCAGGUGAGGUUGUAGGAACAAAUCCCUUCCGACGAGUUGUUUACAACAAGGAGCAAAUAUGGCAGCAGAUAUGGUUCACACAUGAAUGGAUUCCCACCUCCAAGACGAACACUAUGGGCACUAGUCGAUUUUAUGACGGAUACCGGGCUGAGAAUCAGAAACUGGCAAAAUACAAGCAGUACGAGACCAAUCCUAUCGGUGGGAUGGGGACCUCGACGGUCUACGAAGAAAAUACCCACGUCACAGCCCUCGGGUGGAACCCAAACCGCCCGUGUGCCGCGUGGGCCAGCGCUGCGCUAGGGUGUGGGUUGGUGAGAGUGGAAGAUCUCGCCAUAUAG